Messenger RNA from Enterospora canceri, 303 nucleotides. The record is from the annotation of a GenBank genome assembly. NCBI's taxonomy places the organism in Eukaryota, Fungi, Microsporidia, Enterocytozoonidae.
AUGGCAAAAUUUGAUGGUUAUUGUAUCAAUCGCAUACUUCAUAGAAAUCCCACGAUUGGAUACAGCGAAGGUAUCUUUGUGUUUAGGUGUUUAAUGUGCUAUUUGUGUAUAGAAAAAGUAAUGAGGAAUAUCAGGCACAGGAGUUCAACAAUAACUACUCAUAUGUUAACACAGUGCUUAGAUCUAGGACGAUAUUUGAGACCAUCAGUGAAAGAUUUGUUAGAGCAUCCAUUCAUUACAGGUAAAAGGUUAAGAGUCAUUGAAAGUAGAAUGAAACAGCUUGAUACCAAAACUGUAAGGUAA